CGAGACCGCGACCGGCCCAGCUCGCCAAUUGGUGUGGCAGCACGGGUGAUAAGAUUGUCCACGGUCUGGCUGGCUUCUACGAGUGUGUCUGGUCUGGCUCCCCUCAAUCCUCUUCUGUCUGAGUCUUGCAUUCUGUCAACUUCCAAAUCCUGCAACUCCAAAGUCCAUCGUUGGCAAGACCAUGCAGUCGGGACAUACAUGACAUAUCUGUGCAUAUAUCUACACUAUAAUUAGUGGAGCCACAAUCAUCCAUUCCCAUUCCCCAGGCUUGGCAGAAGCAAUGCCGCGACUAGCUUGGGCGAUCGCCUUGCUUGGCGCAGCGACAACAGCCUUGGCAAAGACUGUCACCUACAACUUCAAUGUGUCGUGGGUCACUGCGAAUCCCGAUGGGCUCUUCGAGAGAAAGGUGGUGGGCAUCAACGGCCAGUGGCCGCUACCCGUCAUUGAGGUCGACAAGGGAGAUCGGCUCGUGGUGAACAUGUACAACGGCCUCGGCGACAAGGACGCCUCGAUCCACUUCCACGGCAUGUUCCAGAACGGGACUAACGAGAUGGACGGCGCCAACAUGGUCACCCAGUGCCCGAUUCCUCCCGGCUCGAGCUUCACCUACGACUUCACCGUCAACCAGAACGGCACCUACUGGUACCACUGCCACACGGACUACUGCUAUCCCGACGGCUACCGGCAGGCCCUGAUCGUCCACGACAGCCACGCGCCGUUUGAGUUCGACGACGAGUUCACCAUUACCCUCUCCGACUGGUACCACGACAUGCUCGAAGACCUGUCGCACGGGUUUAUGUCGGUCUACAACCCCACCGGCGCCGAGCCCAUCCCGGACUCGUUCCUCUUCAACGACACCCUAAACACCAAAAUCCCCGUGCAGCCCAACUCGACCUACCUGCUGCGCUUGAUCAACCACGGCGCCUUUGUCGCCCAGUAUUUCUACAUCGAGGGCCACACCUUCGAGAUUGUCGAAGUCGACGGCGUAUACACGGAGCCGGCUGAGGCUGAGAUCCUCUACAUCGCGAUUGCCCAGCGCUACUCGGUGCUCCUGAAAACAAAGAACACGACCGACGCCAACUUUGCCAUCGUCACCGUUGCCGACACGCAACUCCUCGACACCAUCACGCCAAACCUGCAGCUUAAUAACACCAACUGGCUCGAAUAUGACAGCCAUGCCGACUACCCGCAGGCGUCGAUCAACGUCUCGCAGGCCUCAGACCUAAACCCGUUCGACGACAUCACCCUCGUUCCGUACGACCGCAUGCCUCUCCUCCCCGAGCCGGACUACCGAAUCAACGUGACGGUAUACAUGAACAACCUGAUCACGGGCUACAACUACGCCUUCCUCAACGACAUCACCUACACGCCCCCCAAAGUCCCCUCGGUGUACACCGCCCUAUCCUCGGGCAACCUGUCCGCCAACCCCGCCAUCUAUGGCGAGUACACGCAGCCCAUGGUCCUACGUCACAACGACGUGGUCGAGGUGAUUCUCAACAACGGCGACAGUGGCUCGCACCCGUUCCACCUUCACGGCCACAACUUCCAGCUCAUCACCCGCGCUCCGCCCUACGGCCCCCACUUCUACGAUUACCUGAACGGCGACCCCGUGGGGUACGACCCGAAUAACCACACGGCAUUCCCAGCGAUCCCUGGGUACUACGUGAUCCGCUUCGUGGCCGACAACCCGGGCGUGUGGCUGUUCCACUGCCACAUCGACUGGCACAUGUCGUCGGGGCUGGCCAUGAUAAUGGUCGAGGCCCCGGAGCUGAUGCCGGAGCGGAUGAGCAUCCCCGAGGACCAUUAUGAUGCGUGCCGCAAGGCCGGGGUGGCCUACGAGGGUAACGCGGCGGGCAACGCGGAGGAUUUUCUUGACUUGUCGCGGCAGAACGUGCAGCCGGGUUUCAUACCGGGGGGAUUCACGGCACGCGGGAUCGUGGCACUGGUGUUCUCGGUCGUGUCAGCUGUUCUUGGGAUCGUGAGCAUCGUCGUGUAUGGACUGGCGGAUAUCAACCCCAAGCACAAGCACCACGCGGCGGCACCGGCUGUCUCGGAACCUGGUGCACCUACAAACUUUGUAAUACGGGGGUGA
Phialemonium atrogriseum is the source of this 2092-nucleotide messenger RNA. Its product is annotated as iron transport multicopper oxidase FET3. Gene Ontology annotation, biological process: reductive iron assimilation; cellular response to iron ion starvation. The record is from RefSeq and is a predicted model, not a curated record. Gene Ontology annotation, cellular component: high-affinity iron permease complex. The transcript has 3 exons. Lineage: Eukaryota; Fungi; Ascomycota; Sordariomycetes; Cephalothecales; Cephalothecaceae. Gene Ontology annotation, molecular function: ferroxidase activity; copper ion binding. Bases 281 to 2092 code for a protein of 603 amino acids.